AUGGAGGGUCAAGAGCAAUAUGAGGACAAUGGGCUUCCUGGUCCUGGUGCCCCGACCCCACUCUCUGCCCUGGACGGUGUUUCAGGGCUAACUGCCAGGGAUAUCAAAUUGUUCGUGGAUGCAGGAUAUAAUACCGUCGAGUCUGUGGCCUAUACGCCGAAACGGUUGUUGGAACAGAUCAAGGGUAUCUCAGAACAAAAAGCCACAAAGAUCCUAGUCGAAGCUUCAAAGCUGGUACCCAUGGGCUUCACAACGGCUACCGAAAUGCAUGCCCGAAGAAGCGAGCUCAUCUCAAUCACAACCGGAUCCAAGCGACUUGACACAUUGCUUGGAGGUGGCGUUGAAACCGGGUCAAUUACGGAAAUUUUCGGAGAAUUCAGAACCGGAAAGAGUCAGAUUUGUCACACUCUCGCAGUGACUUGCCAGUUGCCUUUCGAUAUGGGUGGUGGUGAGGGUAAGUGUCUCUACAUCGACACAGAGGGUACUUUCCGCCCAGUGCGAUUGCUUGCAGUCGCACAGCGAUAUGGUCUCGUCGGUGAGGAAGUCCUUGAUAACGUCGCAUACGCACGAGCAUAUAACUCGGAUCACCAGCUCCAGCUGCUCAACCAGGCCUCCCAAAUGAUGUGUGAGACGCGAUUCUCACUCCUCGUGGUUGACUCGGCGACAUCUCUGUACCGAACAGACUUCAACGGCCGUGGUGAACUCGCAUCGCGACAGACCCAUCUGGCCAAGUUCAUGCGUACUCUACAACGCCUUGCAGACGAAUUCGGCAUUGCAGUCGUAAUUACGAACCAGGUCGUUGCCCAGGUUGAUGGUGGACCUAGUGCCAUGUUCAAUCCGGAUCCCAAGAAACCCAUUGGUGGUAAUAUCAUCGCGCACGCCAGUACCACCCGACUGAGCCUCAAGAAGGGCCGCGGUGAGACUCGAAUCUGUAAGAUUUACGAUAGUCCUUGUCUCCCGGAGAGUGACUGUCUUUUCGCUAUCAAUGAUAAUGGUAUCGGGGACCCCAGUGAGAAGGACCUUGAAGAUAAAUGA
This is a messenger RNA of Penicillium paradoxum, 1035 nucleotides long. RefSeq names its product recombinase RAD51. The transcript is spliced from 4 exons. Gene Ontology annotation, molecular function: single-stranded DNA binding; ATP hydrolysis activity; ATP binding. The coding region runs from base 1 to 1035 and encodes 344 amino acids. Lineage: Eukaryota; Fungi; Ascomycota; Eurotiomycetes; Eurotiales; Aspergillaceae. Gene Ontology annotation, cellular component: condensed nuclear chromosome. The record is from RefSeq and is a predicted model, not a curated record. Gene Ontology annotation, biological process: reciprocal meiotic recombination; chromosome organization involved in meiotic cell cycle; double-strand break repair via homologous recombination.